Messenger RNA from Ceraceosorus bombacis, 1607 nucleotides. NCBI's taxonomy places the organism in Eukaryota, Fungi, Basidiomycota, Exobasidiomycetes, Ceraceosorales, Ceraceosoraceae. The record is from the annotation of a GenBank genome assembly.
AUGGCGAGAGUCUUGAGUGCGGUGCGGUUUGGGGCGCGGGCCCUGAUGACCAGAUUAAUUGUCGGAAAGCGGCUUGACUGGAACAGGAAAAGAAAGAUGCCCAAAGGAUGUGAUCACUUCAAAGCCCAAGACGGUCUGCAUUACCUCGUCGAGCAGAUGUCGAAUCUCGAAGAAUUCGAGUGGUCUUGCUGUACGCUCACACCCUGAAAAGACGGCCUGGGGUUUUUGGAUCACGGCAAAGCUUCAAAUUGCUUGCGGUCCUCUGACGAGGAUCUUGCGGAAGGUGAGUCGACGUGGCAGCGCUUGGACAGUGUUGAAAGCGAGGUGCCUGACAUGAACACGACUUUCGUCUUGUUUUUCCGCUCGCUCGCUUGCGGCGCUUUACCAUUCACCGCCCAUCCUCUUUCACGUGUCCAAGACCCGAUGAUCUCACCUUGGUGGCAUGCAGCUGUAGCUCCAGGCUUGCUUGCAAGUGCUCGGUCUAGAGAGCCAAUUUCGACCUGGAGCUGAUCACUCGAGAAGUUGACGCGGGCUUCAAGCGGAGGAGGCGCAGAGCGCAAGCUCCGUUCUUGGCGUCACGAUGCUUUCCAUUCUCCCUCUCAAACGGACCAAUGCACGCGCAAAAGACGAAAAAGGGAUGAGAACAAGGGGGGGUCAAGUAUUUUCGCGCAGUAUUCAAGGCCAGAUAAGGACGAUUCUGAGGCCGCUGUAAAGAUGGGGACUCGGUCAGUCGACUCGAGAUCUGCAGCGCAACGGCGACGCACGCGACGCGUUUCUAUCAGUCGGGCUCCCGUGAAGGAGUUGCGCUCGCUUCUCGACUUGGUGUCAUCGGCACGAGUGCCAUGGAUGCCCGCGGACCCGGCAUCCAUGACGCACGGCACGAAUGCGUAGAGUGUCUGAAAGAUUUGCGCAUCGUGCUGCUUAUUGCCUGCGUCGAAGACAUUGCUGUUUCGUUGGACGAGAGCCAGCUAAGGCCUACCGAGCAGGAGAUCAGCACGGGCAGCUUCAAAGCGUACAAAUAUUUGUGCAAAGAAGCUCUGCUCGUUUCAACUCUCAACGGACGAUGGGGCUUGUACACGCCAGAAGACCUGGCUCCGGCUCCCAAUAGAGUCGGGUGGGAUGUCGAGCUGAACGAGGGCCGACAGAGAAAGGGAGAAGAUCUGGCCGAACGCUUACGUGCGAGUACUGCCUACCGCCUUUCAAGCAAUGCCUAGCCAACGCCAACGACCGACGCUUCAGCGGCGCAAUGCGGUGCGCGGAUUGCUCUGCUACCGUCGAGACCAUCGCUGAGAGCCAAGGCACACUUGAAGACAGGCGUUUUGGCAGCAACCUGCGCUCAUGCUGAUGUCGAAAGAUGUUUCCAUUGCAUAGCUGUGCGAUAUGGGACCCGUGUACGUCGAGUCCAAUCUCGAUCAGGAUCGCAAGGCGCGGAAAUUGCGCUCGCAGGCCAUACCAUGGAACGUCAUCUUUUGCAUCGUGGAGAAGAGCGAAGCCGAAUUGGGCCAAGCAAUACAGCUGGCAACUCAUCCGAUCCGAAUUUCUUGUCGAGCGGUGCGGUGCGUAGAUCGGGGGAAAACAUUGAAUUGCCUUGGGGGUGCCCUCGCCAG